AUGCGCGCCCUCAGAGCUUUCUCGACGAUAUUGGCUUCGGCUUCAAUUGUUGCAAGUGCCAUCUUACCACGCCAAGGCAACAGUACCGGGUACCAGCUGCAGACAGGACCUCUCGAUACGCCCUGGACCGCAGAUGUCGGGACAAAUCCGUGGCCCGAGCAUCCCCGGCCCAGAGUCGAGCGCGCGCAAUGGAAGAACCUGAAUGGGGUAUGGCGCUGGAGGAGCGUGACAGCUGGGCAAGUCGAGUUUCCGCCCACAGGGCAGAUCCUUGAGCGUUCAGUGUUGAUCCCGUCAUGUCUCGAGAGCGCAUUGUCUGGAAUCAUGGAGAGAGGACACCUAUACAGCUGGUUCCAGACAUCAUUCGACGUUCCAUCAGAUUGGCCGACUGGAAAUCGUGUGUUGAUUAACUUUGGAGCUGUUGACUAUGAAGCGACAGUCUUCGUCAACGGCAAAAGAGUAGGCUUCCACAGAGGCGGCUACUUCGAAUUUACCUUCGAUGUGACCGACUACCUCUCGAUGAAUGGCACGAACGAGCUACUGGUGCAUGUUUUCGACCCGACAGAUACCGGAAGGUAUCAGAUCCCCAUCGGCAAGCAGACUCUGACCCGCGGGGGCAUGAUCUGGUACACGCCCUGUACCGGAAUCUGGCAGACUGUGUGGCUGGAGUCAACUCCUGCUGUGUACAUCACAAAGCUGGAUCUCGCUGCUGGCGCAGACGGCAACGUGAACGUGACAGUGCACAGUAGCACGAAUAGUUUCAGCACUUAUGAGAUCACUGUACAUGAGCUUGGAUCAGACAUAGCGAAGGCCACAGCUUUAUGUAUCAGCGGCAGCCCCUGCAUCUUCAAAGUUAGAUCCCCAGAUCUUUGGACCCCUGACUCACCAACACUCUACAACAUCACCGUCACGCAUGGAAGCGACUCGAUCUCAUCUUACUCGGGCUUUAGGACCAUCUCAAGGGGAGUGAUUGACGGUGUUGAGAGACCGCUCCUUAACGGCAGGUUCGAGUUUUUUUGGAGCCCGCUCGAUCAAGGCUUCUGGCCCGAUGGGAUAUACACCCCUCCGACGGUAGAGGCCAUGCGCUACGACUUGGAGAAGCUCAAGGAGGUUGGCUUCAAUGCCAUUCGUAAGCACAUCAAGGUCGAGCCGGCCCUGUACUACAAGGCUGCCGAUGAGCUGGGUUUCCUGGUCAUCCAGGACAUGCCCUCUCUGCGCCCAGACCUGCCAGAUCCGAACAAUUCGUGCGGCUCCGUUCGACUCGAAGGCCCUGACGCGCAGGCAGAGUUCAAUAGGCAACUUGGCCUUCUUGUCGAGCAGCUGAAGAGCUACACGAGCAUCUUCGCGUGGACCAUCUACAACGAAGAGUGGGGCCAGGCUACCAAGCCCCCAUUUCCAGAGUUCCCACUCACAGACCUUGUACGCUCUCUCGAUCCAACGCGUCUAGUCAAUGCAGUGAGUGGCUGGACUGAUCACACAGCCGGUGACUUCGACGACAACCACCAUUAUUCGACACCGCAGUGUGGCUCGCCCUUCUGGUCAGUGCAGGGCUCUGGUCCCUCUGGCUACAACUCGGCGUACGACCCUAGCCGUAUCGGCCUGCAGGGCGAGUUUGGCGGCGUUGGACAGCAGCUGCCGUUUGAGCAUGCAUGGUUCGACGACCUUGCCAGGCAGACAGCGUACGAGUUGACAAACACCACCGAGGAGUGGAACUACCGAUGCAUCCAGAACAUCGUCCAGCUUCGGGAGCAGAUUGAGCGGUACGCAUGCUCAGGCGGUGUGUGGACGCAGACCACCGAUGUGGAAGGUGAAGUCAACGGGUUAAUGUCGUAUGAUCGAAGGAUCAAUCGUAUGGACAAGGGAUUGUGGAGCAGUACGAUCCAAUCGCUUUAUGACGCUGCGGCGAAGCGAGGGAACGGGUCUAUGGCGAUCACGGGACGAGGUGCUGGGCUGGACGGGUUGCAGGAGGUUUUUACAUGA
Molecule: messenger RNA, 1977 nt
Organism: Didymella exigua CBS 183.55
Lineage: Eukaryota; Fungi; Ascomycota; Dothideomycetes; Pleosporales; Didymellaceae
Product: glycoside hydrolase family 2 protein
Exons: 4
Coding region: 1-1977 (658 amino acids)
Biological process (GO): carbohydrate metabolic process
Molecular function (GO): hydrolase activity, hydrolyzing O-glycosyl compounds
Source: RefSeq, a predicted model, not a curated record